AUGGCUAGAAAGAAGUCGGCUGCCAAAAAGGCCAAAGAACAGGCGGAAAAGACUAAAAAUGUCACUGAACCUGUAGCAGAGACUCCUGUGUCCAAAAAAGUUGAAAUUGAGCUGGCCAAGGAUGAAAGAGCAGGCUCCUCCGACGAUUCCUCAUCGGAAGAUGAGGAUGAGUACGGUGAAUUGUUGACUGAAAACGUCGAGGAGCUGAUUCAACAAGUCAUGAGUGCCCUUAAGUCCGAUCCUAAGAAGCUUUUGGAUCCUGCGGUCAAAUUCUUCGACGAGACAGAUGUCACCUUGACUAAGAAGAAUGGCGAUAAGCCCAUGUACUUGAAGGACUACCACAGAAUGAAUCUCCUUUCCGGGGACUACAAGAACGAUGAUGACGAGAACGAAUAUGGAACCGUUGAUGGUGAAAAGCCUUAUGCUGUCGCCGAGAGAGAAGAGAGAAACAAGUUGAUUGACGACAUCAAGAACGCUUUCAAUGAUGAUGACGCCGAAGAUGAGGACGAUGACGGAUUCCUCAAGAAGAAAGAAAGCUCAAAGAUUGAGUCUGCUCUGGCCCCAAAGUUGCCUGAUCCAAAUACUAACUCUGAAGAGUUCUUGUCUUCAUUCAUUAAUAGCCAGGCAUGGAUUCCGAGCAAAGAUGACAAGGUCAUCAAUUUGGAUGCAAUUGACCAGGAGGAUGAACAAGAUUUCGAUGAUGCCGUUGAGAACUUCGAAAAAGCCUACAACUUCAGAUACGAAGACCCAAACUCGGCAGAAAUUGUGUCGUAUGCCCGUACCCAGGCCACUUUGAGAAGAGGCAAAACCAACUCUAGAAAACGUGCUAGAGAUAAGAAAAAUGCAUUGAAGGAACAAGAAAAACACGAGGUUGAGCAGGCUCUCCAGAAAAAGAAGGUGACCAAAAUGAACAAGGUCAUGGACCGUCUCGCUAAAAUUAAGGAGGCUGUUGGAGACGAUGUGGACGACAAAGUCAUUGAGCGCGUUUUCGGUGACUCUUUGCUAAACGAUGACUUCGACGAUGCUGACUGGGACGGUAAAAUGUCGGAGAUUUUCAACGAACAAUACUACGAUUCUGAACUAGUCAAGCCUGAGUGGGAUGAAGAUGAUGAGAUCAUGGCGGGUUUCCACCUGAAAAAACAGCAGGGUGCCGAAAACGACGAGGAGUUCGAUGAAGAAGCCAUGGAUGUCGAAGAGGAGGCCCCAGAGCAGGGAACCGAAGAACCAGCAACCAAGAAGUCUAAGAAAGACAAGUUGAAGGAGAAGAAGUCUGCAAAGAAAGAGAAGGAAUCCUUGAAGGAUAAAGCAAAGAAGAUUGUGGAAGCCAACACCAAUAAGAUUCAAGAAGAAGUCGAGGAGGAAAGAGGCCGUCUGAAGUCUGACGAUGUCAAAUUCAAAUACAGAGAAGUCUCGCCCGAGAGUUAUGGCUUGACUACCAGAGACAUCUUUUUGGCAGAUGACCAGGAGCUUAAUCAGUACUUCAGUAUUAAGAAGUUUGCGCCAUAUAGACCAAAGGAAUUGGCCAUGAAGGACAAGAGAAAGCACACCAAGAAGAAGCAAGUGCAACAUUGGAGAUACAACACCUUUAGAAAUGUCAAUGGACCAGAGAGACAACCAAAUGAAAAGGAGGAUGAAAUCUGGAUUCCAAUCGAUGAAGAGGCCACCAAAACGGUGAAAAAGAGCAAGAAAUAA
Messenger RNA from Australozyma saopauloensis, 1692 nucleotides. RefSeq lists its product as uncharacterized. The transcript has a single exon. Gene Ontology annotation, biological process: endonucleolytic cleavage in ITS1 to separate SSU-rRNA from 5.8S rRNA and LSU-rRNA from tricistronic rRNA transcript (SSU-rRNA, 5.8S rRNA, LSU-rRNA). NCBI's taxonomy places the organism in Eukaryota, Fungi, Ascomycota, Pichiomycetes, Serinales, Metschnikowiaceae. Bases 1 to 1692 code for a protein of 563 amino acids. The record is from RefSeq and is a predicted model, not a curated record. Gene Ontology annotation, cellular component: 90S preribosome; nucleolus.